AUGCCAAUAGCCGAAAAAAAAACAAAGGAAAGACAAAGGAAACCCCCCAACCACCGCCCCCCGGAUCCCCCGACGAACAACCCCCGCGAACCGUUUCCGACCCAAAUUCCAUCGAUCGCCUCUGUCGCGUCCCCGGAAUACCAUCGAUACCCGGUAAGCGUGGAUGACAACCCAGAUCCGCCGCCAACCUUGAACGCUAUCAGGUCGAUUGCCUCUGUCAUUCUCGGAGAUGCCUCUGCUCAGACACCCGGGGCACCGGAAACUAGUGUCGCAGCGGGGUCGGAAAUGCCGGCGGCUCGUAAGCACCCGAGGGUUAGCCGGUACGAAUCGAUGUUGGUGAAUCUGUCGCCGGCUCGAUCAUUCGUGGAUGGCGUUCAAUGUCGUCUCUCGCUCGGACCUGUGACCUGGCCAUCAGCACCGCGGACUUCGCAGCCGAAGCUGCUCCAUCCUCGGUGGACGCAAGGGCUGCAUCGGAUCGAGCCCUGGCCUCGCGGGAUCGAAGGAGAGGACGUGGUCCGAGGAGCCACAGGGGAACGAGAGGAAGGGGUGGGGAUAGAUGAACGAGUGGACGUGGCCUUGGGAGCCACAGAAGAACGAGAGGCAGGGGCGGGGAUGGAAGAACGAGUGGAAGAGGAAGAGGGAGAGGACGUGGUCCGAGGAGCCACAGGAGAACGAGAGGAAGGGAGGGGAAUAGAAGAACGAGAGGACGUGGUCCGAGGAGCCACAGAAGGAGAAGAACGAGGGGAAGUGGCGCUAUGGCCGUUGGCACUAGUCUUUUGGGGGGCGGAAGGAGAGGACGUGGUCCGAGGAGCCACAGGGGAACGAGCGAUAGGGACGGGGAUAGAACGAGUGGAAGUUGGGUGUUUCUCGUCGAACCUUUUCAGGAACGACGCACCCGCGGAAAGGGGACGGGGAGAGGGAGUGGACGUGGCCUUAGCCACAGGGGAACGAGGGGCAGGGGUGGGAAUGGAGGAACGAGAGACGGGGGGAGUGGACAAGUGCUUGCUUGUACGCAAGUACUUGGAGGCAGUGGGGGCAGGCACCCCAGAACGAGAGGACGUGCUCACCAUGGUGGGCACAGACGGAGCGGAACGAACAGAAGGACGUGCUGAAUCCUUCUGACCGCUGGGGGGGAGAGAGGAGGAAGAGGAGGGGGAGG
Messenger RNA from Aspergillus piperis CBS 112811, 1159 nucleotides. RefSeq lists its product as uncharacterized. The transcript is spliced from 8 exons. The coding region runs from base 1 to 1122 and encodes 373 amino acids. The record is from RefSeq and is a predicted model, not a curated record. Lineage: Eukaryota; Fungi; Ascomycota; Eurotiomycetes; Eurotiales; Aspergillaceae.